UUCUGAGGCCCCGUCCAAUCCGAAUCGCCUGUACGUGCGGCCCCCAGUCCCUUUUUCAACCUUCACUAGCGCUACCGACUGAGGAGGGGCACCUUCGCUGAGUUUCGUGGUGCGCUGGAAGCGGCAUUAAUAGCGAGUAAAGAAGAGAAAUAACAUACAUUCGAACAGAGACGCUAUGUCCCUUCUAACAGUCAGUCGGCUGACGCCCAGACUUCUCGGCCCGAAGAAUGCGGCAUGUGUCCUUGUGGCCUCCAGAAACGCAAGUUCAUCAGCAACAAACCUAAAGGAUGUCCUGUCUGACCUCAUACCCAAGGAACAAAGCAGGAUCAAGAACUUCAAACAGCAAUAUGGCAAAACCACAAUUGGCCAAGUCACCGUGGACAUGGUGUAUGGUGGUAUGAGGGGCAUGAAGGGCCUGGUGUAUGAGACCUCUGUCCUGGAUGCUGAUGAGGGAAUCCGUUUCCGUGGGUACAGCAUUCCAGAAUGCCAGAAACUCUUGCCCAAGGCUCCAGGGGGUCAUGAGCCAGUGCCUGAGGGCCUGUUUUGGUUGUUGGUGACUGGGCAGGUGCCCACAGAGGAGCAGGCGAAUUGGCUGUCGAAGGAAUGGGCCAAGCGAGCGGCUCUCCCCUCACACGUUGUCACUAUGCUGGACAACUUCCCCAUGAACUUGCACCCCAUGUCCCAGUUCAGCGCUGCUAUUACUGCCCUCAACAGUGAGAGCAGCUUUGCACGGGCUUACUCUGAGGGUGUCAGCAAGGGAAAGUACUGGGAGUUCAUCUAUGAGGACUCCAUGGACUUGAUCGCUAAGCUGCCAUGUGUUGCUGCUAAGAUCUACCGCAACCUGUAUCGUGAGGGCAGCAGCAUCGGAGCCAUAGACUCCAGCCUCGACUGGUCCUACAAUUUCACCAACAUGCUGGGCUACAGUGACCCUCAGUUCACGGAGCUCAUGCGCCUCUACCUCACCAUUCACAGUGACCACGAGGGCGGAAAUGUCAGUGCCCACACCAGUCACCUUGUCGGCAGUGCCCUGUCUGACCCCUACCUCUCCUUUAGUGCUGCCAUGAAUGGCUUGGCUGGACCUCUGCAUGGGUUGGCCAACCAGGAGGUGCUGGUGUGGCUAACAGCUCUGCAGAAGGAGCUGGGUGGUGAGGUUUCAGAUGAAAAGCUGAGAGACUAUAUCUGGAACACCCUCAAGUCUGGAAGGGUAGUCCCAGGCUACGGACAUGCUGUGCUGAGGAAGACGGACCCUCGGUACACUUGCCAGCGCGAAUUUGCCCUCGAGCACUUGCCGGACGAUCCUUUGUUUAAACUGGUGUCUCAACUGUACAAGAUUGUGCCCAACGUGCUGCUGGAGCAAGGCAAGGCCAAAAACCCCUGGCCUAAUGUGGAUGCCCAUAGUGGGGUUCUCUUGCAGUACUAUGGCAUGACGGAGAUGAACUACUACACGGUGCUGUUUGGCGUCUCCCGGGCCCUGGGUGUCUUGGCACAGCUGAUAUGGAGCCGUGCACUGGGCUUCCCCUUGGAGCGGCCCAAGUCCAUGAGCACGGACGGGCUUAUGGCCCUGGUGGGGACAAAGUCAGGCUAGAGAGUAGCUGUGGGAGGAUGAGGACAGGGUAGGAAGUGGAAAAGAUUAAAAACUACCCUUUGGGACAGGGGAUUCAAAGAGUCUGUAUGCUUUUUUUUUUUUUUUUUUUUUUUUUAAAGUUAUAAAAGGGCCUUCAAGUAGACUUCAUUAGGUUACCAAAAAGGAGUGACACAUCUAAAAUUCUGAAACAAAAACACUGAUUUCAGAAGGGGAGAAGGAUAGCUUGUGAUACCCGCAGACACUCACAGCCCUCAGUUUUUGUCCUUUUUUAUUUUUUUUGUACCUCAUCCCCUGUAGACUUGAGUUUUAAAACUGACAUUUUGUUAACGUCAUCGGUAUGCUUUGCUGAUAUAAGAAGUCCUGCAUCCCUGGUUUAUUUUUCCCCUGAAUCUGUGACACCAAUGGGCCAACAGCUCCCUGUUGAUUGAGGCUAUUCUAGGAUGUGAUCCACUGUUGACCUGACACCCACAUCUGUACCUUCCACAGCUGACAGAAAGCACUGAAGAGGAGGCUAGUAGUGAAAACUUCUGUUUGCUUUAGUCUGGGAGCUUAUCAAUCCCCAAAACAUAUGCAAACCCUCCUCCCCUACUGAGUUGGGGGGGGGG
Scleropages formosus (Asian bonytongue) is the source of this 2190-nucleotide messenger RNA. It is a transcript of the gene cs, whose product is annotated as citrate synthase. The coding region runs from base 176 to 1585 and encodes 469 amino acids. The transcript has 11 exons. Lineage: Eukaryota; Metazoa; Chordata; Actinopteri; Osteoglossiformes; Osteoglossidae. Gene Ontology annotation, cellular component: mitochondrial matrix. Gene Ontology annotation, biological process: carbohydrate metabolic process; tricarboxylic acid cycle; citrate metabolic process. The record is from RefSeq and is a predicted model, not a curated record.